Miscanthus lutarioriparius is the source of this 921-nucleotide messenger RNA. The record is from the annotation of a GenBank genome assembly. Lineage: Eukaryota; Viridiplantae; Streptophyta; Magnoliopsida; Poales; Poaceae.
AUGGAGAGCAAGGAGAACUCCGCGCACUCGGCGCCGCCUCUCAAUAGGCCGCGCGGGAAGCGCAAGGCCCUGGCCGAGCUCCCCACGUCCACCGGACCGAACACGAACCACGGCUCGGCGCCGCGUUCGUCCAAUCCGAGGACGCGGUCGGCGGCGCGGACGGAGGCCGAGGCGGAUGAGGCGAGGAAGCGGCAGGAGGCCGAAGACGCCGCGCGCGGGCCGACGUGGGCCGGCCGCUGGACCCGAGGCCGCCUGGAACCGAAGCGGCCAAGGCGGCGGUCGCGCCGUACGUCGGGGACAUCGACCGGUACCUCCGGUCCCUGGAGCAAGUAUGAAGAAAUUGAGUCUUCUAAGAUGAAGGUGAACAGAUACACUGAUAUCACGGAUGACACUUACACCAAGCAGCAAGUGGUGAAGAUGGAGGCUGACUUACUGAAAUCUCUUAGGUUUGAGAUUGGGGGUCCCACUGUAACAACAUUUCUAUGGAAAUUCAUAGCUUCGUGUCGUGGAGGCAAUAGUAUAAACAGAGGAAAACUGGAGUCCAUGUGUAGCUACCUUGCGGAAUUGAGCUUGCUGGAUUAUGACUGCAUAAGCUACCUACCCUCAGUACUUGCUGCUGCAUGCCUGUUUGUAGCCAGAUUCACAAUCCACCCAAAGACUCGACCUUGGAACUUGACACUUGAACAAAACACGGGGUAUAAAGUCUUUGAUCUGCAGAAAUCCAUUUAUGUCAUACAUGAAUUGCAGUUGACAAUAAGUUUGGGUGCGUGUCGACAAUGGCUUCACCACGAGAAAUCCCUACAUCUUUCCUUGAAGAUUGCCAUAAGUGAAGUCUGGACUCUGGAGAAUGGUUUUUGCAGUAAUGCUGCAGGCGAUGCAGAAAAUAGUUUGAUGGAGUUAUCAGUUAGCACUAACCCAUGA